Westerdykella ornata is the source of this 2877-nucleotide messenger RNA. RefSeq names its product TRP-domain-containing protein. The transcript is spliced from 3 exons. The record is from RefSeq and is a predicted model, not a curated record. Lineage: Eukaryota; Fungi; Ascomycota; Dothideomycetes; Pleosporales; Sporormiaceae. Gene Ontology annotation, biological process: fungal-type cell wall biogenesis; transmembrane transport. The coding region runs from base 1 to 2877 and encodes 958 amino acids.
AUGUCUCCUUUGCGUCCUCCAGCUCGGUCCGCCUUCGUCCUCCUACUCGUUCUGCUCUCGCUCAUUGGCUUUUCAUACGCUGAGGAGGAAAAAUGGGUGGCCGCCUAUGUAGACGGGAAACAAGUCCGUGUCAGGGACAGCAGGCGACCGGCCUUGUACACCAGUGAUUUCGGUGACUGCAUGGGCAGUAGCAGCUUGAAAGUUACCCGGUUCGAUGCAGCCUUCUACAAGGAUAAUAUGACGGUGCUGUUUCACCUGGAAGGAGAAACUGCACUGAAGAAUGAGUCAAUCAUGAUGUACAUCGGUGUAUAUGCUUACGGAGAGAGUCGAUUCGAUCUUACCUUCAAUCCCUGCAAUGCGAACAUCUGGAGUGCCUGCCCCGUGCAAGCUGGCACACCCAUUGAGGCGAACGGCGUCAUUCCAAUCAACCAACAAGAUAUUGCUGGCAUACCCGAUCUCGCGCUGAGUAUUCCCGAUUUCGAAGGCGAGGCCAUACUGCGCAUCUUUUCCAAUUCCACACAAUCCCCGAUUGGCUGCUUCUCCGCUGCCGUCACGAAUAGUGCCACCUUCUCCCAGCCGGCCUCGGUGGGUAGUGUGCUGGGCAUAUUCACCGUCAUCGCACCGGUGUGCUCCUUCGCCACCACCAUCUACGGCAACGAUGUUCCUGAGAUGCGCAAGCAUUAUGCUCACUCCAUGUCCGUUUUGGUGGUUUUCGCCGUCUGGCAUCACAUCUUCUACAGUGGCGCACUUUCCAUGAAUUGGCCAAGAGUCCUCGUUGCCUUUUGGAGCAAUUACGCUUGGGCAGGAGGCAUGAUCUAUACCGAAAGCAUGCAAAACACCAUCAACAAGUUUAUCGGUAGCAACAAGGGCAACACGAGUGCCGUUGGUGCCGCUGGAACCGGCGAACCGAGCCCCGACCUUGGCGGCGGCUACGACAUCCACCAGAUCUACAAGCGCGAAAGGUUUCCGAAGGCUUUGAAUGCAUCGGGACUCAUGAAGUGGAGCAAGAAUAACCGUGUUUCUCGUCAUUUGGAGAAUCUUCUCGCAAAGAGAGAGAUGGCUGACCGUAAUAAUGGCGGAUAUCCUUGGUAUGGAGAACCUGUUAAGCCUGGCCUUCCUUUGCCGGGAAACUUUAGUGGUUUCGCGGGCACCCUGGCGCAGCAGAGAAUUCCGGCGUCCAAUGCUUUCAUGACCGGAUUGCUCUGGUUCCUCAUUCUGAUCGGGGGUGUGACCUUCGCCAUUCUCACCUUCAAGCUGCUUCUGGAGAUGGUAAGCAAGAUGGGUCUGAUCAAGAAGGAUCGGCUAUCUUUCUUCCGGGCGCACUACUUGAGAUACAUCACCUUUGCCGUCCUCCGCAUCAUGUUCAUUGGUUUCUUCAUGAUGGUUUUCCUUUCGCUGUUCCAGUUCACCUAUCUGGCGUCCCCGGCUCCCGUUGCGGUCGCAUGCGUCAUAUUCCUGAUUAUGCUACUGGGGUUGGGUGGAUUAGCGGGCUAUGCUUGCAUGUAUCGCCUCAAGUUUGGCAAGUACUCCAUGGAACCCGACCGGCUCAACUUCGAGAAGAGAAAGAUCCUGAAGGUCAUCCCUUGGUUCGGUCUCUCUAGGAGCAGCAGCACCGGACCCUCCGAGGGCAUAACGUACUUAGGGUCUGUUCCAUGGUGGCGAGUACGGUCUGCUUCCGAGACAAAGUCGAUUCAUGAUGACGAGGACUACACUCUGAAGUUUGGGUGGCUGGUUUCGCGGUUCCGCCGAACCAGAUGGUGGUUCUUCGUUGCCUGGCUGGUCUACGAAUUUAUUCGUGCCUGCUUCCUUGGUGGUGCCUCUGGCAAACCUAAGGUGCAGGUCUUCGGUCUCCUUGCAGUUGAGUUCAUCGCAUUCAUUGGAGUCAUCGUACUGCGCCCCUUCGAAGGCCAGCGAUUGAACAUGAUUGUGGUCUAUGCGCUCGGAUUCAGCAAAGUAACCACUGUGGCACUCUCUGCCGCAUUCGACGUCAGCUUCAAUCUCCCCAGGAUACCUGCCACGGCCAUUGGUAUUGUCAUCGUCGUCAUUCAGGGGAUCCUCACCAUCAUUGUCAUGGUUGCCAUCAUCAUUGGCGCCAUAUCGACAUACUUCUCACUAACCCGCAACCGCGAGCAGAUCAAGCCGAGGAGGUGGAAUCCAAUCCGGGAGAAGUACUUUCAGCACAUUGAUAAUAAGGUGCAUGACGUAGCGCCGCCGCCUCCCCCGGCUUCAGAGGAACCUAAGGGACCGUGUUUCAGCGUCAACUCGAUCAAGCGACUGGCGAAGAUCGAGGACGAAGACCCUGAGUUCGUUGCUGAGAUCAAUGGCGAAGCUGACCUCGGCAUGGUUGGCGACCCGGCAACGUCCCACUUAUCACUGUCGUCCCAGAGAAAUGAGAUGGGCGCAAUCCCGCGCACUCGGAGCCGAGCUGGCAGCGUACAGUCGCAGAUGUCACAUUCCAACCUCCCGUAUGGGGCCCGGGUCCAUCGCGCCAGCUGGAGUACGCGUGAUUUUAGCAGUGAGCUUCACGGAUCGUAUACACCUGAACGGCGGCGGUCCCGGGGCAACUCUCUCGUAACUCCCAAUACCGACAGCCGACCGGCUAGUCGGCCCCUGAAGGAGCUCGAUGCCCGAAUGAUGGGGAGCUCAGGGAAUGUCGCCGGAGCCUCGGAGAACGACAUCCCACUGCCCGGUGUUACGCCGCGGGCCAUGUCUCCUGUGGGCGCGAAUAUUACUUCGCAUAGACGUACGAGGAGUGGGAGUGUGAGGGGAGCGUAUCCUCCUCUGCAGAGAGUUAUGAGUGAGGAUGAGGUCCUGCCACUGCCUAACUCUGGAAGAACUAGUCGAGGGAAUCUGGAAAGGGAGGGAGAGGGAGUGUGA